GGAACUUAAAAAGUGUGACAUCCAGCGGAAGUAAACAAUACAAGAGUUAGCUGCAUGUUUUGAAUUCACGCGCCGCUAAUUAUUUGAUUUGUAAUUAAGCAACAAUGUCUUCAGUUGAGUGUUUGAGAGAGUUUGUCAUCGAGCGACUAACUGCUGCUGCUGAAGAAAUAUUCGGAGUUUUUAGAAAAACUAUCGUCGAGUACGAGAAAGAGAUCUGCCGUCAGCGCAGACUGCUGGAUAUCGUUUGGAAACCCGAAAUAAAGUUACACAGGAUAGAGCUCCCACAGCAACAUGUCUGUAAGGAGGAGGAGGUUCUCGCUGACCAGCAGCUCUGUAUUCAGGAGAGGAACUCCAGUCUGGACCAAGAGGACCCAGAGCCUCCACAGAUUAAAGAGGAACAGGAGGAACUCUGUAGCAGGCAGGAGGGAGAGCAGCUUGUACUGAAGCAGGAGACUGAUACCUUUAUGUUGACUCCUGCUUACGAGGAAAGUGACCGCAGUGAACCAGAACCGAAAAGUGACCACCAGCUCGUCUCUCACGGCUGUCAUGUAGCUGAGAGCCAAGAUCAGAAAGGAGGCAAGCAUGAAGACUCGGGAUCAACUAGAGAUGCAGAGCCAAAACAAAAGAAUCCAGAUCGCAAACGCAGAAGCCACAGUAACAAUGUACACAAGUCUACCAUGUCAGAGAUUCACCGUAAUCCUCACGCAGAGCUCCCACAGCAACAUGUCCGUAAGGAGGAGGAGGUUCUCGCUGACCAGCAGCUCUGUAUUCAGGAGAGGAACUCCAGUCUGGACCAAGAGGACCCAGAGCCUCCACAGAUUAAAGAGGAACAGGAGGGACUCUGUAGCAGGCAGGAGGGAGAGCAGCUUGUACUGAAGCAGGAGACUGAUACCUUUAUGUUGACUCCUGCUUACGAGGAAAGUGACCGCAGUGAACCAGAACCGAAAAGUGACCACCAGCUCGUCUCUCACGACUGUCAUGUAGCUGAGAGCCAAGAUCAGAAAGGAGGCAAGCAUGAAGACUCAGGAUCAACUAGAGAUGUAGAGCCAAAACAAAAGAAUCCAGAUCGCAAACGCAGAAGCCACAGUAACAAUGUACACAAGUCUACCAUGUCAGAGAUUCACCGUAAUCCUCACGCAGGUAAAAAGUCUUUAAAAUCUGACACAUUUGGAAAAGAUUUUAAGUACAAGUCAAGAUUGCAGAAACACCUGAGAACCCACACAGGUGAGAAGCCAUAUUCUUGCAGCAGCUGUGGAAAAAGAUUCAGUCAGACAUCAGAUUUGAAUGUUCAUAUGAGAAUCCAUACAGAUGAGAAGCCAUAUUCUUGCAAAACAUGUGGGAAAGAUUUCAGAGUUAGUGGUAACUUGAAUGUCCACAUGAGAACCCACACAGGUGAGAAGCCGUACCUUUGCAAGACCUGCGGGAAAAGAUUCAGACAAAUGUCAAAAUUGAAAAGGCAUAUAAGAAUCCACACAGGUGAGAAGCCAUAUUCUUGCAAAACAUGUGGGAAAGAUUUCAGAGAAAGUGGUCACUUGAAAGUCCACAUGAGAAUCCACACAGGUGAGAAGCCAUACCUUUGCAAGACCUGCGGGAAAAGAUUCGGUGACAUUUCAGCAUUGAAAAAACACAUGACAAUCCACACAGGUGAGAAGCCAUAUACUUGUGAAACAUGUGGGAAAGAUUUCAGAGUUACUGGUCACUUGAAAGUCCACAUGAGAAGAGCCCACACUGGUGAGAAGCCGUAUAUUUGCACGAUCUGUGGGAAAAGAUAUGUUGAUGCGUCUAGUUUGGCACAGCACAGCAGAUCACAUUCAGGCAAGUAGUCUUGUAUUUGCAAAAUAUGUGGGAGACGAUUCAGUUCUAGUGGUUUGUGGUGAAAACACCCAAGAACUCAGAAGUGAAGAGCCGUAUUAUUGCAGCACUUGUGGGAAAAGUUUUACUCAAAUCACAUACUUGAAAAAACACCUGAGGAUCAAUAUACACAGGAGACACCAUCGAGCUGAAGCUCCUGUGGAGACAAGUUCACCUAUGUAUGAAAUACAUUUUUCCAAUAUCUACAUCUAUCAACUGCAUUUAAAAUGUUUUCCAUAAAAUGAGACGUCAGUUUCUUAUUGUAAAGUUUUCCUUCAUAUGACUGUAUUAUUUAUAUUUCUGUUAGCAGCAGUAUUUCUUUGAAACAAUGGUAAUCUCCUAAAUGGAGGAUUUUUUUUUGUUUCACACUGAGUGCACAGUAGUGGCUGUUCAAGUCACGGUGUGUUCUUGAUUGUUGGUUUUGCCAAAUGUCCAUUUAUGAACCAUCUCGGAAUCAUUUUUAGUUUAAAGUUCAACAAGAUAACCAUAUUUACUAUGCUUUCAUAUACUUAUAAUAAUUUCAUAUCAACUUUUAUAUCUUUUAUUAUCUUUUAUAAGAUACCAUGUCUGUAUUAUUCACCUGAUUCAGUAUGUAUGGAUGGACCUGAAGGUUCCCCUGGUUAGCUGGAAGAACAGCUGGUGUCACUGUAACCAUAUUUUUCACUCUGACAGAGAGUGUACCCUUAUCACGUGGAUAAACUUGACUCAGUACUAUAUAAGCUGUGUCUGCCUUACCUCGGGGCAGAUUCUGGAUGGUACUUUGGUUCUACUCUGGGUCUGACCGUGUGUGUAAAUAAACCAGCCUUAACUAAUAA
Siniperca chuatsi (mandarin fish) is the source of this 2666-nucleotide messenger RNA. Its product is annotated as zinc finger protein 391-like. Gene Ontology annotation, biological process: central nervous system development; regulation of transcription by RNA polymerase II. Gene Ontology annotation, cellular component: nucleus. Gene Ontology annotation, molecular function: RNA polymerase II cis-regulatory region sequence-specific DNA binding; DNA-binding transcription factor activity, RNA polymerase II-specific. The record is from RefSeq and is a predicted model, not a curated record. NCBI's taxonomy places the organism in Eukaryota, Metazoa, Chordata, Actinopteri, Centrarchiformes, Sinipercidae. The transcript has 3 exons. The coding region runs from base 105 to 1823 and encodes 572 amino acids.